GAGGAAGUGACGGCGAACAAAAGUGUGAGAACUGAACUAGGGGGAAGGGGGUUUAGGGGGAAGGGGGUUUAUGGGGUUUGGGGGGAAGGGGGUUUGGGGAAAAGUUACAAGUCUACGACCAACAGAGUGAGGGGCAGAAAAACUACUAAUCAGUCGAGUGUAAAGAAAAUCAGUGUCGGCGGUGGAGAGAUCAUGAAACACUGAAGUGUGGGAAAGAAGAAACCUUUUUUUUUUUUUGUGGGAGGGUUUUGUGCACGCGCGUGUAAAUCAUUGUUUACAUUUCACUGGGACUGUUUCAGUUAUUCAGGCGACAUGAUGAACUAUUGUUGUGUUAAACGACCUGGGAGCGACUUUCCCCAGUGUCUCUCUUUGUACUAAUGUACCCGUGUAGUAUUUCCCCGACCUCACUCCGGAUCAGUCUGGUUGUUUUGGCUCUGUUGUUGUCGGUGAGUGUGUGUUCAGAGCUGAAAGUGCUGGUGCGGUUACCCGAUGGUCAGGUCACUGCAGAGACUUUAGAGUCGGACAGCGAGCGGGACAUCAUCAGUGUAGAGUUCAGGCACACAGACGGCACUCUCAUCACCUUCCUGGCAGAUUUCAAGCGGCAUGUGAAGAUCCUGCGGGCGCUGGUGCUGGGGGAACCGGAGCGGGGCCAGACACAGUACCAGGGCCUGUGUUUCAUCAGCAGGCUAGAACAUGGAGAGAUCAUCCCAAGUGAGGCCAUGGUCAGACUGAGACAGAAAAACCCUCAUGUGGUGCGGACUGCCGAGGAGAAGCGUGCUCUUGAGCGGAUGAGCAUGAACAUGGCAGUGAAUCUGACUCUAUCCUGGCCCCUCAGCUCCCAUAUCCGCAGCAUGUGCCGCGACGCCCAAGACUUCAUCUACACACGGGAGCAGGACGUCAAAUACUGGCUAGAAAAGGGUGUGGACGCCUCCAUAUUCAAAGUCUUCCCCCAGGACGUCGAGAGUGCAGGCCUGCCGAGUUGCAGCGCUACCACGGAUCUGUGGCAGCCGUGUUCGUGUAGCUACACCCUGAGGCUGGAGUGGUACCCGUGCAUGCUGAAAUACUGCCGUGGCCAUGGCCCGAGCCCAUACAAGUGCGGGAUCAGGAGCUGCAGCAAGGCUUACCGCUUCGACUUCUACACGUCACGCAAGCAGCUGUGCAUGUGGGACGAAGAGAGCUAACGGUGCCACUGUAUACGGAUCACUAAUAAUGUACCGAAUAUGAGUGUUACACUAAAGGUUCAACCUUUGUCUGGAAAAAAAUUAAGCUGGGUAGCAAUGAGGUGCCUUCAGAUAGGACUUAAUAGUACAAUGGUUC
Ictalurus furcatus (blue catfish) is the source of this 1317-nucleotide messenger RNA. RefSeq names its product OAF homolog b (Drosophila) (gene oafb). Bases 378 to 1181 code for a protein of 267 amino acids. The record is from RefSeq and is a predicted model, not a curated record. NCBI's taxonomy places the organism in Eukaryota, Metazoa, Chordata, Actinopteri, Siluriformes, Ictaluridae. The transcript is spliced from 4 exons.